Messenger RNA from Sorghum bicolor (sorghum), 1900 nucleotides. Its product is annotated as cytochrome b561 and DOMON domain-containing protein At2g04850. The transcript has a single exon. The coding region runs from base 339 to 1562 and encodes 407 amino acids. NCBI's taxonomy places the organism in Eukaryota, Viridiplantae, Streptophyta, Magnoliopsida, Poales, Poaceae. The record is from RefSeq and is a predicted model, not a curated record.
GGUCGGCACCACGCAGCAGAUCCAGAUCACACAUCACAGGACGCGGCGCAUGUAGUGUACUAUAGCCUUCUUUUUGGAGCCUUUCGUCCCUUACCUUGCCUUCAAAGCGAAGAAGACAUCGAAACAAAAGGCGACCAACGGACGCACAUCUCACAGCCAUCAUCACACUCGCACCCCGAAACGCCCCACUAAAACCCCACUUACGCGCGCAAACAAAGCCUAAGCACACGCCACACCAGGAGCCACGCACCUCACGCUCACGGCACACUAUCUCGUGGCGUCGUGGGUGUGGUCGUGUGGCCAAGCCUGCUCGCGCCACUCGACACAGGUGCGCAGCAAUGUGGCAGACGCGCGGCUUGCUACUCGUCGCGGUGGUCGCUGCCGCCGCCGCCCUGCCAGACGGAGCGUGGGCCGCCGCUGCCGGGCGGUGCACGACGUCCACGCCCAUCAAGACGUACGACAAGUGCAUCGCCCUGCCGACGCAGGGCGCCACGCUGGCGUGGACCUACGACGCGCGGAACGCGACGCUGGACGCGGCGUUCACGGGCUCCUUCAUCUCGCCGUCGGGCUGGGUGGCCUGGGGCGUGAACGCGGACGCGCCGGCGAUGACGGGGGCGCGCGUGCUCGCCGCCUUCUCCGACCCGUCCACGGGCGCGCUCCUGGCGCUCCCGUUCGUCCUCUCCCCGGACGUGAAGCUGCAGGCGUCGCCGCUCGUGUCCCGGCCGCUGGACAUCCCGCUGCUGGCGUCCUCGGCGUCGCUCGUCUCCCCCGCGCGCACCGUCCGCGACGGCGCCAGGGUGACCGUGGCGGCCACCAUCCGGCUGUCCCCGAACCGCACCAGGGUCCACUUCGUCUGGAACCGGGGCCUGUACGUGCAGGGCUACUCCCCGACCAUCCACCCCAUGGACGCCUCCGACCUGGCGUCGCACGCCACCGUGGACAUCCUCACCACGGCCACCGAGGCGUCGCCCAUCGCCUCGACGGCGCUGCAGUGGCUGCACGGCGCCCUGAACGCGAUCUCGUGGGGGCUCCUCCUCCCCGUCGGCGCGGCGGUGGCGCGGUACCUGCGGCCGUGCGCGUCCACGGGGCCAGCGUGGUUCUACGCGCACGCGGCAAUGCAGGCGACGGGGUACACCCUGGGCGCCGCCGGCUUCGCGCUGGGCCUGGUGAUGGGCUCCGCGUCGCCCGGCGUCACGUACAAGCUGCACCGCGGGCUGGGCAUCGCGGCGGCCACGGCGGGGAGCCUGCAGACGCUGGCCAUGUUCUUCCGGCCAAAGACCACCAACAGGUACCGCAAGUACUGGAAGUCGUACCACCACCUGGUCGGCUACGGCUGCGUCGUCGUCGGCGUGGUCAACGUCUUCCAGGGCUUCGAGGUCAUGGGGCUCGGCGCAUCCUACUGGAAGCUCGGCUACUGCCUGGCGCUCGCCACGCUGAUGGGCGCCUGCGUCGCGCUGGAGGUGAACGCGUGGGUGGUCUUCUGCCGGAAGCAGCAGGAGGAGAAGCUCAUGAGGAGGGAGGUGGAGGACGUCGUCGUCAAGGACAGGGCAGCCGCCUUCUAGUUGCUUGCCUUGCCGCCUUGCUACCCUCCGGCGAUCCGGCCUCAGCUCCGCUGCCAGGACAUGCUGCAUUGUAUUUGUUGGCCGACGGGGAGCCGGGGCCGGUGGGAGCGAUGUCUCGAGGAUGCGAUCGCAGUGAGGGUGGAUUUACUGGCAAGACGAAGUGGCACGGCGUGCUCUAUUUUGUCGCAUGAUAAGAGUGGUUUUUUUGUUUCAGAUCCUUCUCAGUCAAUAUAUAUACAUACUACAAGUAGAUCGAAAUUCUUGUACAUGUAACAUGAUUGACUUUCACCAGUUUACCCAACGAAAUAUAUAUGGUAAUGCUGUAUUGUUGGAAUAUA